Helianthus annuus (common sunflower) is the source of this 657-nucleotide messenger RNA. RefSeq names its product anthocyanidin 3-O-glucosyltransferase 5-like. The record is from RefSeq and is a predicted model, not a curated record. Gene Ontology annotation, molecular function: UDP-glycosyltransferase activity. The transcript has 2 exons. Bases 1 to 657 code for a protein of 218 amino acids. NCBI's taxonomy places the organism in Eukaryota, Viridiplantae, Streptophyta, Magnoliopsida, Asterales, Asteraceae.
AUGCUGAACCGUGAUGAUGAGAACUAUGCCGUUUACCUAAGCCAAGCAAUUGGUGUUACUUUGGCAGAUGGAAUGUUAAUUAACACGUGGGAAGAUCUGGAACCUCAAACUCUUAACGCACUACGAACCAAUGAAAUCUUACGGUCCGUGGUGAAAUACAAACCGGUUUACACAGUUGGACCGGUAAACAAAAGAUAUGAACCGGACGGGUUAAAGGGUGAAGUUGUUGAGUGGCUCGUCAAACAACCGGACCGAUCGGUUAUAUACGUGUCGUUUGGAAGCGAAGGGACCAUAUCAGCCGAGCAAAUAAAUGAGUUUGGCAUGGGAUGGAUCAUUUUCAAACCUGGUCAAUCAGACGCUACACGUGAUUAUCUUCCAGAAGGGUUUUUGACGCGGACCCAAAAAGUUGGGCUUGUGGUGUCAUCAUGGGCCCCACAGGUGGAGAUUUUGAACCACACGUCUGUUGCAGGGUUUUUGACGCAUUGUGGAUGGAACUCAACGUUAGAGAGUGUUACGAAUGGAGUGCCGAUGAUUGCAUGGCCAUUGUAUGCGGAGCAGAAGAUGAAUGCCGCCAUGUUGACGGAGGAGCUGAAGGUGGCGGUGAGGCCGGAGGUGUUGCCCACGAAGAAAAGUGGUAGGGAGGGAGGAGGUUGCUAG